This is a messenger RNA of Rodentolepis nana, 279 nucleotides long. Lineage: Eukaryota; Metazoa; Platyhelminthes; Cestoda; Cyclophyllidea; Hymenolepididae. The record is from the annotation of a GenBank genome assembly.
AUGCUAUUUGCGGGGCUUCUUGGCUUAGCGUCUCAUCAGAAGAAAAAACUCCGUCAGCUGAAGAAGGAAAUCGAAAGCAAAUCAGCUGUUCAUCGAAAUUCAAACAAACAAUCGUUUAAGCCAAUUGAAGCCUGGGAGGAAGGCCAAAUAUCCCACCACUAUCAGAAUCCUACUGAUAGUAAGGAAAAUAAGCCGCCAAAGAGUGACUCAUCAUCGCUGACAAUGUCGCCCUACAACGAUUCAUUGGAGGACAAUGUGCAUCAAAGUACUAAACUCUAA